Messenger RNA from Ilex paraguariensis (yerba mate), 3323 nucleotides. Lineage: Eukaryota; Viridiplantae; Streptophyta; Magnoliopsida; Aquifoliales; Aquifoliaceae. The record is from the annotation of a GenBank genome assembly.
UGCCAACCCAAACUCUCUCCCAAUCCAAUUGUAUUCUCUCUCCUCUUCGAUUUCUCUCUCACUGAGUCAAUUCGCCAAUCGAGAUGGUCCGCAACUCUGCGAGUCCCGAUCACGUCGACGACGACGACAAUGCCACCAGCUCCGGCUCCGGCAUCGGUCACUCGAUCCGCGACCGUUUUCUCUCCAAACGAAACCCUAACACUACUGCUUCAAUUUCCAAACAAGACAACACUAGGCAGACUGCGUCCUCCUCGGAUCGGCAAUUGAGAAAUAACCGACCUCAUCACCACCACGAUCGAUCGUGGACUCAAAAGUUAUUAAGAUCUCCGUGUAGAGGAAAUUUGUGCUGUUACUUCUGUAUGAUUUUCGUGAUUUUCGCCUUCGCGUUGUUUUCGAUAGGCUGGCAGAACUAUCUCAUGUCUAUGUUUUGGCACGGGAAUGAGAGCAGUAAAAUUGAGAGGGAAGAGCUGAAGUACGGGAGUUCUUUGAAGUUUGUGCCGUGGAAGAAUAGCAGUUUUGUAUUGAAAAGCGGUCUGGAUAGGUUCCGGAGGCAGGCCAAAAUCGGCGGUCGACGGCCGAGACUUGGACUUGAAGCUGGACCAGCAUUGAAUUCUUUGUAUAAACAGUUCGAGAGAAAUUCAUCUGAGCCACUUAUAAGGGUAGAUGCAUCAUCUGUGCGGCUUGUUGCUAAAUGUAAGAUCUUAGGAAACAUGAAGAAAGAUCCACGAUCAUUGAUGCUGUUUACGGUGGUGAGAAACUUACACAAACUUGGCUAUAUGAUCAAGAUUUAUGCCAUAGAAGAUGGUGUGGCUCGUUCAAUGUGGGAGUCAAUAGGACGUCAAAUCUCAAUUUUAAGUCCUGAGAGAUAUGGCCAUAUUGAUUGGUCAAUCCAUGAAGGUGUUAUUGUAGACUCUCUUGAAGCAAAAGAGGCCAUUUCAAGCCUUAUGCAGGAGCCCUUUUGCUCUGUGCCUCUGAUAUGGAUUAUUCAAGAGGAUACUCUCGCAAGACGCCUUCCACUGUACGAGGACAUGGGCAGGGAUCAUCUUAUUUCUUAUUGGAAGAAAACUUUCAGUAGGGCUAACAUUGUCGUGUUUCCAGAUUAUUCUUUGCCGAUGCUAUACAAUGUGCUUGACACUGGAAACUUCUUUGUGAUUCCUGGAUCACCCAUAGAUGUGUGGGCUGCCGAAAGCUAUAGUAGAACCCACUCCAAAUUUCAGUUAAGGAAAAACAAUGGGUUCAGUGUAGAGGAUUUGCUUGUGAUGGUUGUUGGGAGUUCUUUCUUCUACAAUGAGCUAUCGUGGAAUUACGCUCUGGCAUUACACGAUAUAGAACCUCUGCUAAUUAAAUAUGGCAGGGGAGAAGAUGUCAGAGAGUUGUUUAAGUUUGUCUUCUUAUGUGGAAAUUCCAGCAAUGGACAUGAUGAUACUAUACAGGAAAUUGCUACUCGUCUGGGACUUCAUCAUGGUUCUUUAAGGCACUAUGGCAUAAAUGAUGAUGUGAAUAGUCUUUUAUUAAUGGCCGACAUUGUUCUCUAUGGUUCUUCCCAACAUGAGCAAGGUUUUCCUCAAUUACUUACACGAGCCAUGUCGUUUGGAAUCCCUGUAAUUGCACCUGACUAUCCUAUCAUCAAAAAAUAUGUUGUUGAUGGAGUGCAUGGAAUGAUUUUUCCUAAGCAUAAGCCUGAAGAAUUGAUGAGAGCUUUCUCUCUUUUAAUAUCAGAAACAAAACUCUCUAAAUCUGCACAUACUAUUGGUCACUCUGGGAGGUUGCUUGCUAGGAACAUGCUGGCACCAGAAUGCAUCAUUGGUUAUGCAAAGCUGUUGGAACAUUUCCUCAGUUUCCCUUCAGAUGCACUGCUGCUUGGCAACAUUCAUCAGCUUUUUCAGCUUAAACCGGCUGCUUGGGAGUGGGAUUUGUUCUGGGAAGAAAUAGAACAUAAACGUGGCAUGGAAAAUCUUAGUAUCGUGUAUGACCUUGAGGAGGAUAUGACCAACCUCAUUCCUUCAAAAAAUAUAUCUCAGAAUGAAUCCGAGAUUCUGGCGGAGGAUUUUCCAACUGAGUUAGACUGGGAUAUAUUGAGGGAAAUAGAAAGCUCUGAAGAAGUUGAGAGGCUAGAAAUGGAGGAGAUUGAGGAAAGAACGGAAAAAGACAUAGGUUUAUGGGAUGAUAUAUAUCGUAAUGCUCGUAAAACAGAGAAGCUUAAGUUUGAAAUAAAUGAAAGGGAUGAAGGAGAGCUAGAAAGAACAGGUCAGCCAUUAUGCAUUUAUGAGAUCUACAAUGGAGCUGGGGCUUGGCCUUUUCUACACCAUGGUUCUUUGUACCGCGGGUUAAGCCUUUCUACAAGCACCCGUAGAUUGACAUCAGAUGACGUGGAUGCAGUUGGCCGGCUACCUCUCUUGAAUGACACACACUACCGUGAUACCCUUUGUGAGAUUGGAGGCAUGUUUUCUAUUGCCCAUGGGGUGGACAACAUUCACAAGCGACCUUGGAUUGGAUUUCAAUCAUGGCGUGCUGAUGGUAGAAAGGUUUCUUUGUCUGGCAAAGCUGAACAGGUUCUGGAAGAACAAAUGCAAGAGAAAACUAAAGGAGAUGUACUAUACUUUUGGGUGCGCUUGGGCUGGGAUGGUGGACUUACAGGAGGCAAUGAAGGGCUUACUUUUUGGUCCAUGUGUGACAUUUUAAACGGGGGACACUGCAGAACUGCCUUUCAAGAUGCAUUCCGCCGUAUGUAUGGUUUGCCAUCAUCGGUAGAAGCCCUUCCGCCCAUGCCUCAGGAUGGUGGCCAUUGGUCUGCCCUGCAUAGCUGGGUGAUGCCUACCCGUUCCUUCCUAGAGUUCAUAAUGUUUUCCAGGAUGUUUGCUGAUUCUCUUGAUCGUUGGCACAUGAAUUCAACCAAAAACACUCACUGUUUGUUGGGUUACUCGACGCUUGAGAAGAAGCAUUGUUACUGUCGGGUUUUGGAACUCCUGGUUAAUGUUUGGGCAUAUCAUAGCCCUCGGAAAAUGGUUUACAUCAAUCCACGUUCAGGUGCGAUGGAGGAACAUCACCCAAUUGAACAGAGAAAAGCAUUUAUGUGGGUGAAAUACUUCAACUCAACUCUGCUGAAGAGUAUGGAUGAAGAUUUAGCAGAGGCUGCAGAUGACAAUGAUCAUCCAAGUGAGAGGUGGCUGUGGCCAUUAACAGGGGAAGUAUAUUGGCCAGGUAUCUACGAAAGAGAGAGGGAAGAAAGGUAUCGGGUAAAGAAGGAAAAGAAGAGAAGAUUAAAAGAGAAAUUACACGAAAGGAUGAAACACGGAUACAAGCAGAAGCCACUGGGAAGAUAG